UCCUCGGUGUGUUGAUGUCACAGGGAGGAGAGACAGACUACAGGCUCAGCGUAUGUUGGAGUGUACAUGUGUGGAAUUCAGCCUUUGGGGACUUUUCUUCACAAAUAAAACAACUUUCUACGCGGCUGAAGCCUGAAGGGAAGACGAGACGAGGAAGGCAGAUGCGAAAAUGCGAGAGGGAAUCCAGGAAGAGCGCGCGUGCUUAUUAAAGAUUCAGCGCGGGAGAACAGACGUUAUCGCCCUUUCGGAUGACUUGCGACAACACUGAGGCUAAAACUACCACGCGAACGGGCUUCGGACGUUGUUGAAUGGGGUGAAACCAGGCGACUUUCGAUCUAAAAGGCGAGUGCAGCGCGUUUCCAAGCGGCCAAAACCAACGCUCGGAGGGAGAGGGGCGCAAAGAAAACGCCCUGCUGCCUGUUGCUGGAAUCUCCAAAUUCAAACUUUUUUUUUUGGCGACCUGGGGAAAAAAAUGCAUCAUUCGCCGAGCUGGAGGUGACGAUCCAAGCGGAACGCCGUCUUUAGCUCGUAGCCAAACAGCUAGCUGAGCGAAGGGCCGCUGUCUUGGCAAGUUUUGCGAAGCUUUGGGAAUAUUUCGUCGUCGUUGGGCUCGCCGUUCCUGUUGGAAGCGAGCUGGGUGGGCUGGGAGCCCAAGGCUGCUCCGCGAGGCCCACGGCCAUUAGCCAGGAACAAAGAGGGUUCACAUGUAAACUCGGGCAGCCCGGACAACAUCUUCACCUUUUCAGUCAACUUUUACGGCUGCAGCCAUGUCGCAGGGCGCCGAGAGGAGGAUGGAAACCCGACUGAAGAAGCUGGAGGACAUGAUCCGGGACCCCAGGUCUGCCAUCAACCUGGAAAGUUUACUGGACUCCAUGAAUGCCCUGGUUUUGGACUUGGACUACCCUGCACUACGCAAGAACAAAAACAUUGAAACCUUCUUAAUCAGAUAUGAGACAGUCAUUGGGCAGAUUCGAAACCUCCAGAUGAAGUCUGAGGACUUUGACAGAGUAAAGGUCAUUGGUCGAGGGGCUUUUGGUGAAGUUCAACUGGUCAGACAUAAAGCCUCUCAGAAGGUCUAUGCUAUGAAGCUGCUAAGCAAGUUUGAGAUGAUCAAACGUUCAGAUUCUGCCUUUUUCUGGGAGGAACGGGACAUCAUGGCCUUCGCCAACAGCCCCUGGGUUGUACAGUUGUGCUGUGCCUUCCAAGACGAACACUACCUCUACAUGGUGAUGGAGUACAUGCCAGGAGGCGACCUGGUCAACCUCACCAGCACUUAUGACGUGCCGGAGAAAUGGGCCAAGUUCUACACAGCCGAGGUUGUCAUGGCUCUGGAUGCCAUUCACUCCAUGGGCUUCAUCCAUCGUGAUGUCAAACCAGACAACAUGCUCCUGGACAGACACGGACACCUCAAGCUGGCAGACUUCGGCACGUGCAUGAAGAUGGACUCUACCGGCAUGGUGCACUGUGACACUGCAGUUGGAACUCCAGACUACAUCUCUCCUGAGGUGUUGAAGUCGCAAGGUGGGGAUGGAUAUUAUGGGAGAGAAUGUGACUGGUGGUCCGUGGGAGUCUUCAUCUUCGAGAUGCUCGUUGGUGACACGCCAUUCUAUGCCGACUCUCUGGUGGGAACAUAUAGUAAGAUCAUGGACCAUAAGAACUCCCUUAACUUCCCUGAUGAUGUGGAGAUCUCAGAAAAUGCUAAGAACAUCAUCUGUGCCUUCCUGACUGACAGGGAGGUACGAUUGGGCAGGAACGGUGUUGAGGAAAUCAAGCGACACCCAUUCUUUAAGAACGACCAGUGGACCUUUGACACCAUACGAGACACUGUUGCCCCCGUGGUCCCAGAGCUGAGCAGUGACAUAGACACCAGUAACUUUGAUGAGAUUGAAGAGGAUAAGGGCGAUGUUGAAACCUUCCCAACCCCUAAGGCCUUUGUUGGAAAUCAGUUACCUUUUGUUGGCUUCACUUACUUUAAAGAAGACCAGUUACUAAAUGCUUCCAAUAAUUCCUCUGUGAUUCAUGAGAAUUCCAAAGGAGAGUCAGCAGCAUUACAGAAAAAACUUCACCAGCUGGAGGUGCAGCUCAAAAACGAGAAACAGGUCAAAGAUGAACUAGACCACAAAUACAGAGCUGCAACAGGUCGUCUGGAAAAAGUCUCUAAAGAACUUGAAGAAGAGGUAAGCAGCAGAAAGAACCUGGAGUCCAGUCUGAGGCAGCUGGAGAGGGAGAAAGCUCUGCUGCAGCACAAGAGUCUGGAGAGUCACAGAAAAGCAGAGAGCGAAGCAGACAGGAAGCGCUGCCUGGAGAAUGAAGUCAACAGUCUUCGUGACCAACUAGAUGACUUGAAGAGACGAAAUCAGAACUCGCACAUUUUCAACGAAAAGAACAUUCACCUACAGAAACAGCUGGAAGAAGCCAAUACUUUGCUGAGGGCAGAGUCUGAGGCAGCAACGAGGCUUCGUAAAGCCCAGACGGAGGGCAGUAAGCAGUUGCAGCAGCUGGAAGCGAAUGCACGCGAGCUGCAGGAUAAAUGCUGCCUCCUGGAGCGCAGCAAGCUGAGUCUUGAGAAGGAAUGCAUAAGCCUGCAGACUGCACUCGAGACAGAGAGGAGGGAGCACAGCCAGGGCUCAGAGACCAUCAGUGAUCUUAUGGUGCGAAUUGCUAGUUUGGAAGAGGAGGCCCGUCAGCAGAAACAAUCUCUGUCCAAAGCUGAAGCUGAGAAGAGGCAGCUUCAGGAGAAACUCACUGAUCAAGAGAAGGAAAUGAGCAACAAGGAGAUAGAUUUGACCUACAAGCUAAAGGUGUUGCAGCAGGAGCUAGAACAGGAAGAGACCUCCCAUAAGUCCACCAGAGCCCUGCUGGCAGACAAGAGCAAGAUCAAAGUAACCAUCGAGGGUGCCAAGUCUGAGUCUAUGAAGGAGCUGGAGCAGAAGCUGGCAGAGGAGCGAGCAGCCAAGCUGCGUUUGGAGAACCGAAUACUAGAGCUGGAGAAGCACAGCAGCAUGAUGGACUGUGACUAUAAACAAGCUUUACAGAAACUAGAUGAGCUGCGCAGACACAAAGACCGACUCACUGAGGAGGUAAAGAAUCUGACGCUCAAGAUUGAGCAGGAGAACCAGAAGCGUAACCUGACUCAGAACGACCUGAAAGCCCAGAACCAGCAACUAAACUCCCUCAGAACAUCCGAGAAACAGCUCAAACAGGAAAUGAACCACUUUCUGGACAUUAAACGCAGUUUGGAAAAACAGAACCAAGAACUGCGCAAAGAAAGACAGGACACAGAUGGACAACUGAAGGAGCUACAGGACCAGUUAGAAGCUGAGCAGUAUUUCUCGACGCUGUAUAAGACCCAGGUCCGUGAACUGAAGGAAGAGUGUGAUGAAAGGAACAAACUUUACAAAGAUGUGCAGCAGUCUCUGCAGGAGCUGCAGGAGGAGAGGGACUCGUUAGCAGCUCAGCUUGAGAUAACGCUAACAAAAGCUGACUCUGAGCAGCUGGCGCGCUCCAUCGCUGAAGAGCAGUACUCAGACCUGGAGAAAGAGAAAAUAAUGAAGGAGCUGGAGCUGAAGGAGAUGAUGGCUCGUCAUCGUCAAGAAUUAUCUGAGAAGGACAUCACCAUCAGCUCGCUAGAAGAGGCUAAUCGCACCUUGACCAGUGAUGUUGCCAACCUGGCCAAUGAGAAGGAGGAGCUGAACAACAAGCUGAGGGAGGCAAUAGAAGAACGGGAGAAGUCAAAAGACUGGGAACAGAACAUCAGCAACAUGAAGCAAACGUUUGAAAAACAACUCCAAUCCGAGAGGACGCUGAAAAUCCAGGCCGUCAAUAAGCUGGCGGAGAUCAUGAACAGGAAACAGGCCCGUCCUGCAGGCAGUCGACGUGGUAACGACACAGACAUGCGGCGGAAGGAGAAGGAGAACAGGAAGCUGCAGUUGGAGCUCCGGUCAGAGAAGGAAAAGCUCAACAGCAGCAUCAUCAAAUACCAGAAGGAGAUCAACGAGAUGCAGGCGCAACUUUCAGAUGAGAGUCAGAUGCGUAUCGAGCUGCAGAUGGCUUUGGACAGUAAGGACAGUGAUAUCGAGCAGCUGAGAAAUCUCCUCCAGUCUCUGAGUGUUCAAUCGAUGGACUCUGCCAGUAUCAGUAGUGGGCCAGACUUUGACACUGAUGACGCAUAUGCAGAAACGAGGCUUGAAGGAUGGCUGUCCCUCCCUGUAAGGAACAACACCAAGAAGUUUGGAUGGGAGAAAAAGUAUGUCGUAGUGAGCAGCAAAAAGAUCCUCUUUUACAACAGCGAGCAAGACAGAGAACAGUCUAUUCCCUGCAUGGUGCUUGAUAUUGACAAACUCUUCCAUGUGAGGCCCGUUACUCAGACGGAUGUGUACCGUGCUGAUGCCAAAGAAAUACCCAGAAUAUUCCAGAUACUUUAUGCAAAUGAAGGCGAAAGUAAAAAGGAACCUGAGUUUCCAGUGGAGCCCAUUGGAGAGAAGUCAAGUUACAUCUGUCACAAGGGCCAUGAGUUCAUCCCUACGCUCUACCAUUUCCCCACAAACUGCGAGGCGUGCACCAAGCCGCUGUGGAACGUGUUCAAGCCGCCGCCUGCUCUGGAGUGCCGACGCUGCCAUAUCAAGUGCCACAAGGACCACAUGGACAAAAAGGAGGAGAUUAUCGCUCCCUGCAAAGUGAACUACGACGUGUCUACGGCAAAGAACCUGCUGCUGCUGGCCAUAUCCCAGGAGGAGCAGCAGAAGUGGGUGAGCCGGUUGGUAAAGAAGAUUCCGAAGAAGCCUCCAGCACCAGAGCACUUUUCACGCUCAUCACCGCGCGCCUCCAUGAAAGUUCAGCCCAGCCAGUCCAUGAGGAGGCCCAGCCGACAGCUCCCCACCAGCAAGAGCAGCCCUCGCAGGUCAAAUGGCUUCAGAAUGAAGCAAGAAGAAUCCAGCACUGGACACUGGUACAUAUGACGCCUCCUCAGAUCUCCUAGGCCCAGAUGUUGCAUUUUAACCUUUCUUGGGAUGCGUCUUUAAGAUGGUGGGGUGUGAAAGACUAUACACAAAGCUUUGUUUGCAGAUCAGCACCACGUGACACCACGACUCACCCUCCCUGUCCUGCUUCCAGCCCGUGACAGUCACACAAUCUGUUUUCCCUUUUGUUGAACCUUCUUGACUGGUCACUUGAAGCGGUAAUGACUGUCAAACCCACUUCAGCACCCGUGAUCAUAUAACCACGCUGGAUGGCUUGUAAACAUAUUAACCGAAGUGUUCUCUCAGGCCCUCGACAAAAGCAAUUCAGUGGGGAUGGGGUGGGGGUGAUCCUGCUCCCUCAGCUGCCACAGAACGGGAGAGAGCUCUCACAAGCACGACCAUCGCUUGCAAGCAGGGGAUGCACUUACCUCAACACUUCUCAUCAGGACACAGACUGAUUGAAGGAUGCAGCAAAAACACUCACUUCCUCCUUCACUGCCUUUGGGGAUUCCUGUGGCCAAAUUUAAACAGACAUUCUUGUGCGUUAUGAUUGUGAACGAUAUUAGAGUUUUUACAGGGAACACUACACUAAGGCGAUGUUAAAAUUUGGACUGUUGAAGCUGAACCCAACAGCAGUAUCUGUACUUAUUCAAAACAAACGUGAUUGUUUCUUCCCCUUUCCCACUGUUCUGCGUUUAGGUGCAAGUCCACACAUGUCACGGAAACUUGAAUAAGGUACUUGAGCCAGUGAGCUGUGACUUCUAAGAAAGUCAGUAAUGUGGGGAAGGAAGGUCAGUAUCUUCCCAGAUAUAAGCAAAUAAUUCCUUGAGUGCCUCUUAUUCAGAAUUUUAAUUCAGGUGAAUUCUGAGUCAACGGUUCGUUGUCGUACAGCUUCAGAAACGAUGGCAUUAGAUGGAGACCCACGCAUGAGAUCCCUGCAGUCUUUGAACCCUGCACUGUCAGUUCCUGAGGCUUGAUGUUUACUGAAUUGGGGUGCACAGUGUUUGCUUCUUUGAUUGUUUUUUUUGUUGUUUGAAUGUACAUGUGGGCUUUGCCAGAGGCGACACACAGGCAUUGUAUUACUUUUAUCCGUACAUACUUGACCGACGGCCUCCCUGUCAUCGCCAACUGCUCCGUGUGAACUUGCAUGCGUUUGCCGUGUCAGACCUCACACUCGAGUGCUGUCACCCACAGGCCUCCACACAUUAACAGCUUUUAGUCAUUCCUAACUAUGAAGACAGGGGGAAUUGACCAGUAAGAAACAAUGAAGGUAUGCAAUCGUAACGCCAUGAGUCAAAGUACUGAGCAGCACUAAUCCAUUGAAAGUUUUUCUAAAAGUGUUUGUCCUCAUAUUUUUGUAUUAAAAGUAACCAAACUCUGAGUUUGGGCACUUUGUUGUGUGUAUGUGGCUCAUAUAGCAGAUGGAGAGUAAACUAUGAGAGUGUGUGUUUGUGUGCGUAUGUAUGUGUGUGUGUGUGUGUGUUUGUGUGUUUGUACUGAGUGCUCUCCUUUAACCAAGAAGCAUGUUUUAUACAUAUACACACAGUAUAUAUUUUACAUGCUAUACAGUGCACAUUAUAUUAUUUAUACAGCCUUGUCCACUUUGUAUUUAAGGGCUCUACAUCCAGUUUGCAUGUUUGCUCCCAACGGCUCUAUAAUAACCCAUUCUACAAUAAAGACAUGGAUGUGCC
Betta splendens (Siamese fighting fish) is the source of this 6649-nucleotide messenger RNA. It is a transcript of the gene rock2a, whose product is annotated as rho-associated, coiled-coil containing protein kinase 2a. Gene Ontology annotation, molecular function: ATP binding; small GTPase binding; Rho-dependent protein serine/threonine kinase activity. The transcript is spliced from 33 exons. Lineage: Eukaryota; Metazoa; Chordata; Actinopteri; Anabantiformes; Osphronemidae. Gene Ontology annotation, cellular component: centrosome; cytoplasm; cytoskeleton. The record is from RefSeq and is a predicted model, not a curated record. Gene Ontology annotation, biological process: regulation of actin cytoskeleton organization; embryonic morphogenesis; mitotic cytokinesis. Bases 768 to 4958 code for a protein of 1396 amino acids.